Triticum urartu is the source of this 1495-nucleotide messenger RNA. NCBI's taxonomy places the organism in Eukaryota, Viridiplantae, Streptophyta, Magnoliopsida, Poales, Poaceae. The record is from RefSeq and is a predicted model, not a curated record.
GCCCACGCACGAACAGAGACAGCGAGGGGGAGAGGAACCUAGGGUUCCGCCACCGCCGCAAGAGCCGCCGCCGCGGCCUCCACUCGCCGUCGCCCGCCGCCGCCUCCUCCACUCGCCGUCAGUAGCCGCCGCCUCCACUCGUCCUCGCCCACCGCAAGAGCCGCCGCCGCCGCCUCCACUCGCCGUUGCCCGCCGCCGCCUUCUCCACUCGCCGUCGCCCGCCGCCGCCUCCUCCACUCGCCGUUGCCCACCGCCGCCUCCUCCACUCGCCGUUGCCCACCGCCGCCUCCUCCACUCGCUGUCAGUAGCCGCCACCUCCACUCGUCCUCGCCCACCGCAAGAGACGCCACCGCCGCGGCAAGAGCCGUCGCCGCCUCCACUCGCCGUCUUCGCCGGUCCCCUUCACCGGCCAACGCCUGGCCUUCUCAUCCACCGCCGGAGAACGACGCCCACUCCCUCGAGCAACGAUGUCGUCGUCAGUUGGGAUGGAGAAGGCAACGAAUAAGUCAGCGAAGAAGGCAGCGAAGAAGGCAGACAAGACAGACAAGGCAAUUUGGGAUGCAUACCAUACUAGGGCAUUUUGCGAGUUAUGUGCGAGGGAAGUUGAAGCAGGCAAUAGGCCGGGGGCGUUCUUGAGUCCUAGAGGAUAUAAGAAUUUAGGGGAGAGUUGGUUGCAGAUAACUAAGAAAAGUUAUGUGAGGAUGCAAUUCAAGAAUAGAUGGGAAAAUCUCAAAACUAUGUAUUAUCAAUGGAAACAACUGCAAAUUGACGCAUCUGGACUUGGAUGGAAUGCUAAGCUAGGAACCAUUGAUGCUGAUACUGAUUGGUGGAACACUCACCUAAUAAAAAACCCGGAGCAUGCAAAGUAUAGGAAUGGAGGACCACCCAACUUGGCUGAAAUGGACCUCAUGUUUGAUGACCGUCAUGUCACCGGUGCCGAGUCAGCUAUCCCCGGUGAGAUACCAUUGGACAAGGAGGAUGUUAGUGAUGACACUGAUAGUGCAGAGGAUGAUGAUGAAGUCAUCAAAGCAAAACCAAAGAAGCAGCGAAAGACCAAGUCCUGUAAAGAUGAUUUUUCUGCUCAAGAUGAGAAGAACCCAUUUGUUCGGAUGUACAAGAAGGCUAGUGAUGUGAUAUGUGUAACGGCUGAAAGUAUAAAAGAAGCAUCUAGCUCCAGCAUGGCUCGUCCUCCCCCUCCUCUGGUUGCUCCUCCCCCUACUCCGGUUGGCCCUAGUAUGAAUGAGGCAAUGGAGAUGGUUCGUGAAUGUGGAGUUGAGGAAGGAAACCCUCUCUUUUUCUCUUCGAGCAUGCUAUUUAUGAAGGCUGAGUAUAGAGAAAUGUUUGCAUCGGUUCAGACCAAGGAAGGAAGGUUUGAUUGGCUCGAGAGAGCGCAUGAUUAUGCUAUGUAACUUCUCGUUUAGAAUAAUUGCUUAGUUCUUUGCUUGGAUUAUGCUAUGUUGUUGGUCUGUACCAUUUGCUUAUUUGAAUGCUUGGA